Messenger RNA from Lindgomyces ingoldianus, 1329 nucleotides. RefSeq names its product cellobiohydrolase-like protein II precursor. Gene Ontology annotation, molecular function: hydrolase activity, hydrolyzing O-glycosyl compounds. NCBI's taxonomy places the organism in Eukaryota, Fungi, Ascomycota, Dothideomycetes, Pleosporales, Lindgomycetaceae. The transcript has 4 exons. Bases 1 to 1191 code for a protein of 396 amino acids. Gene Ontology annotation, biological process: cellulose catabolic process. The record is from RefSeq and is a predicted model, not a curated record.
AUGAAGGGUCUCUACUCUGCCUUGGUGGCAUCUGCCAUCAGUGGCGCUCUCGCUGCUCCCAGCCCCGUCGAACAAGGCCCCAUUACUGCUCGUGCCAACGCGGCGGCUUGUGCCACUCCCGUCACUCUCUCCGGCAAUCCUUUUGCUUCAAGGUCCAUCUAUGCCAACAAGGAGUACUCUAAGGAGGUCAUCGCGGCUGCUGCUUCCAUGACCGACAGUGCUCUGGCUGCCAAGGCGUCCAAGGUUGCUGAAGUCGGAACCUACUUGUGGAUCGACACCCGAGCCCGUAUCUCAGUCAUCGAAGACAACCUAAAGGACAUCCCUUGCGAUAAGAUCGCUGCUAUGGUCAUCUACGACCUUCCUGGUCGUGAUUGUGCUGCUAAGGCCUCUAACGGUGAACUUGCUGCUGGUGAUGUUGCGACCUACAAGAGCCAGUACAUUGAUCCUAUUGUCGCCAUCUUCAAGAAGUAUCCCAAUACGGCCAUCUCCCUCGUUAUCGAGCCCGAUUCCCUUCCCAACUUGGUCACCAACGCCGACAAGCAAGCCUGCAAGGACUCCGCCGCCGGCUACAAGGAGGGUGUUGCGUACGCUCUUAAGCAGCUUAAUCUCCCCAACAUCGCCAUGUACAUCGAUGCUGGCCACGGAGGCUGGCUCGGCUGGAACGACAACCUCAAACCCGGAGCUAAGAUGCUUGCUUCCGUCUAUAAGGAUGCCGGUUCUCCCAAGCAAGUCCGCGGUUUCGCCACCAACGUCGCCGGCUGGAACGCCUGGGACCUAUCACCAGGAGAGUUCUCCAAGGCCACCGACGCCCAAUGGAACAAAUGCCAGAACGAGAAGCUCUACGUCAAGGCCUUCUCCCCCGAGCUCAAGAGCGCCGGCAUGCCGUCCCAGGCCAUCGUCGACACAGGCCGCAACGCCGUCACCGGCCUCCGCAAGGAGUGGGGUGACUGGUGCAACGUUAACGGCGCCGGUUUCGGUGUCCGUCCCACCAGCAGCACCGGCGACUCCCUCACCGACGCCUUCGUCUGGGUCAAGCCCGGUGGUGAGUCCGAUGGUACCUCCGAUACUGGUGCUACCCGCUACGACUCGUACUGCGGAAAGGACGAUGCGUUCAAGCCGGCUCCUGAGGCUGGUACCUGGAACCAGGCCUACUUUGAGAUGCUGCUUAAGAACGCUAAACCGCCUUUCUAAGCGUAUCAAGAGCACGUGGAAGUGGAGAACCAAAAUGGGCAUGUUGUGGAUAGUAGAUGGUGGUAGAUGUUCUUUGGAAACGUUCGUUGUAUACACACCAUGAACCUUGUUAGGAGGAGAUUGGAAGGUGGAAGGGGG